AUGUUACGGCAAACACCACGGAUAACAAAAGAGCGCCAGCGCGUCAGCCGGGCCUGUGACGCUUGUAAAAAGAAGAAGAUAAGAUGCAGCGGGACACAGCCUUGCGUGCGCUGUGUCGAGUGGAACAUCGAGUGUCUAUACAACGCCGAAUACAAUCGAGGGAAGCCGCGCUCAAGGACGUGGAAAGCCUGUGGCGACACCUUAGGUCGAGGGGGAGGAUCUGUAGCAGGGCUCAAUAGUAGCAAUAGUAGCAGCAGCACUAGCGCCGUCGACGGCACUAGAAGCAUUGGUGGUGGUAGCAUGGAUAGUAGCAGUAUUGGUAGUAGUUCUACCGCUGCUACUACUAUCAUUUCCACUGCCAGAGCUAAAACACACCACCACCACCACCACCACAGCCCAUUGCAGAUGGCGGAUACCAUGAUGCCCUCCUCCUCCGCUGGGGCCACCACCGCCGCAGCCUCAAACUCUAUCACGAACCCCCACUCACAGAUAUCCACGCCAGCGGCGAAUCAUGGUCGUACCUCUGUGUCCACGCCGCACUUGCACCCCUCCUCACUCCGUCCCGAGAGCUACUCCUCCCGCAACUCUCCAGAGCCCUUCCACACGGACCGUCAAGGCCAAUAUGUCGGCUCCUCAUCCGGCGUGUCGUUCCUCCUCCGCGUCCAGAAGCGCCUCCACCUGAUAAACUCGCCGGCGUCGAACUCGGCAAUCUUCCCUAGUGGUGACGGGCUACCGAGUAGCUAUGACGCAGCAUCGUUUAUCUUGCCGCCCAAGCAGGAUGCUCUGGAGCUGCUGGAGGUGUAUUUUAGCUAUGCGAUGCCUACGUAUCGAUUUCUGCAUAGGCCAACGGUCGAGGCCUGGCUGGACGAGUUCUAUGAGAACUUUGAAGAGGGCGGUUGCGAGAGGGAGAAAACGGCAAUAUUGUUGUUGAUCUGGGCGCAGGCGAAGAAAUACUCGGUGUUGACCAAGAGCCAGAAAUCGAGUGAUGGCGGUGCCCGAUACUUCCACGCAGCUGAGCGAUAUCUUUCAGCAGACACAGGCCCAAUACGCCUCACAAACGUGCAGGCCCGUCUCUGCCAGUGCUUCUACCUCCUGGCCUGCUCCCGUCUCAACCACUGCCGCUCCCUCUUCGGUACCAUCGCCCACCUCAUCCACGCCCUCGGGCUCCACCGCAAGCCUCGAAAGCCCCUCACCUCUGCUACUACACCAAUCGACCAUAUCGAGCAAGAGUGCCGCAAGCGUGUCUUCUGGUGCGCCUACAACAUGGACAAAUACCUCUCCGCAGUCCUUGGCCGCCCUAGUAUCUUCCACGACGACGAUGUUGACCAAGAGCUCCCCUCCGAGGUCAACGACGAAGACUUGCAGCGCGAUGGCAUAGCGGGCCUAGGUGGAAGGUCACAGUGCAUAAUGACGGCACCAGUCCUACACGCUAAACUCGGCCGCAUCCUCUCGGGCCUCCUCAAGGAGCUCUACAGCAUCCACCGCACGCCAAUGUCGCGAAGAGUCACGAUCGCGACGCACUACACCACGCUGCUGCAGGCAUGGCGGACGAGCCUUCCAGCGUUCCUCGACCCGGAUAAGGUGGAGCCUUCGCUCCUUAUCCCAAUCUUGCAGCGCCAGAGCCGCAUGCUGAGCUUAGCCUACGCACAUACGGUUAUAUUAAUUAACCGGCCGUUCCUGCUGAGUAGUUUUGCGAGUCUCAAGUGGCGGAAGGGCCAUGAGGCUGGCGAGUACGAGGGGAAUGUCCGCCAGUGUCUAGACGCAGCCAUGAUUAUUGCUGGGAUUGUGGACGACUAUAGUGCUGGGCAGCAGGUGUUUUCUGCCUUCUGGUUCACACAGUAUGUAGCUUUCUGUGCGGUCGUAAUACUCUAUGUGUACACGAUCCAACGCAAGCUCGACAGCCCGCUAGUGUGGGAAAAGUACUUCGAAGCGGCCGAGAAGUGUCAAGAGCAGCUCAUGACCGCCGCCAAAGACAACUCUCUCGCACAGCGGUACCGCAUCGUACUUGAAGAGCUGAAACUAGAAGCGACGGAACAGACGAGGGGGCAGCGGCAGCAGCAGGCGAUCGAUACGUUUGGGAUGAUGGGCGGGUAUGAGGGCGAGGUUUGGACGGAGGAGAUUGAGGAGACGAGUCCGAACAGUAUAAUGGCGGACCUGACGUCGUGGGAGGAGUUCGACUAUUUAGUGAUGGAUUGUAUGGGCAGCUCGGGGGCGGCGACGUUUGCACAGGGCGUGGGGUUUCAUGAUGCAGCGGCGUUGGGGAUUGCGUUGUUGUGA
Molecule: messenger RNA, 2277 nt
Organism: Morchella sextelata
Lineage: Eukaryota; Fungi; Ascomycota; Pezizomycetes; Pezizales; Morchellaceae
Exons: 5
Coding region: 1-2277 (758 amino acids)
Biological process (GO): DNA-templated transcription; positive regulation of transcription by RNA polymerase II
Cellular component (GO): nucleus
Molecular function (GO): DNA-binding transcription factor activity, RNA polymerase II-specific; sequence-specific DNA binding; zinc ion binding
Source: RefSeq, a predicted model, not a curated record